Paramecium sonneborni is the source of this 537-nucleotide messenger RNA. NCBI's taxonomy places the organism in Eukaryota, Ciliophora, Oligohymenophorea, Peniculida, Parameciidae. The record is from the annotation of a GenBank genome assembly.
AUGCAAUUAAAAUCUGUGAUGUUAAUGUUUUUUCAUGUUAAAAUUUUCUCAUAUAAUAACAUAACUUAGAAAAUAUUUUAUAAAUUGUUUUGGCAAAAAAAGGUAGUGUUACCAAUCCUAAAAAUUAAAUAAAUUGUGGUAGGAUAUUCUUAAAAAGAUCAGCAUCUACAUUAUAUUCUUUAAAUUUUCCAGUUAGAUCAAGUUACUUUUUUUAUCCUGUUAUUAUAUUUAAAUAAUCAUCGAUUUCAAAAACUUGAAAAUAAUAUGUUAUAGAUAACAAGUCAUAUGCUUAAAAAUAUAUUUAGAGGUUCUCAGGAUAUUCUACAUUUAUAAAUCUUAGGAAUGAUUGAUAUUAUAAAAGAUUUAGUGUUUCUACAAUAAUCUAACUUUCACCAGAAAGAAAAGAAAUUAAACAUAUAGAAAUAGCUCCAAUCAUAAAUGCCUAAUUUGAUUCUUUAACUUUUACAGAUAUUGAUUUAAGUUAUUUUGAUAUUAUUUUAGGUGAUUAGAGAGUAAUUGACUCAUUAGGAUUAAUGA